AGUGUGCGAAUGAAUUUGGUUUAUAUACUGCGAUACUAAAACAGGAAUUUGUAUUUAGAAAAAUAACCUUUUGAAUAAUUGUCAAAAAUUCGAAAUAAUGGAAAAAACCGACAAGGGAUUUUUAAAAAAUAUUUGGUUCAUGAUGCAAGCAUUUUCUUGUCGGAAUAUAAAACCAGCGCAAUUAAAUAUCAUAUUUAAUCUUAUCGACUUAAUAGUUUUUAUAAUUUUUUUAAUAACCCAAACAAUUGUUUUAUUGUCAACUCAAGAUAUAGCUAUGUUCGAAACUGCAAAUACAAUUCAAAAACAUUUUGUUGAUCAUCCAUUUAUUAAUCAAUAUGGUUUUGAGAUGACAUAUAGGGAAUUAGUAACUGUCGAUGAUUGGUGGAUGUUUAUGGAAAAAACCUUCAUUAAAGGUAUGUCGCAAUUUGGUGACCAGAAUGAAGAUGCAAAUUUAACAAUGUUGGAAAAUACCGUAUUACUUGGUGGCCUGCGGCUACGGCAGAUAAGAGUCGAGAAUUCAACUUGUUCAAUACCUAAUGCCUUUCUAAAUCAAUUUAAAACAUGCUAUGGAGAAUACACGAAAUCAAAUGAAGAUAGAAACACAUAUUUCAACAAAACUCAGUCAACUGGCACAUAUAUCAACAUCCCCCCUAUUUGGGGAAAGAUAACCACUUACGGUAGAGAUGGUUUCACUGAAAUAUUGUCCUCAAUUCCUGCUGAGGACGAAGUCACUUUGAAAAAGUUAAAAACUUUCAGAUGGAUUGAUAGGGGUACUCGGAUGAUUUUAAUAGAAUUUGUAACAUUUAAUGCAAAUGUUAAUUUGUUCUGCAAUAUAAAAUUUUUAGUUGAAUUUGCUACGUCUGGAAGUAUUUUGUCAUCAAGCACAGUACAGCCUUUAAGAUAUUCCAUUAUAGGCGAUGGCUUCAGGGACUGGUUUUGUGCAUUACUGUUAUUUGUUAUAACAUUGUUUUAUGCUUUCGAACUUAUGUUGAGAGUGAAAAUAAUGGGAAGUUUUAGUUAUUGUAAUUCUAUUUGGAAUAUUCUAGAUACCAUUGUUAUUUCGCUUGUUCUUCUCUCGUUCAUUUACAUUUAUUGGCAUACAAGAUAUUUAAAGAAUCUCUUCGAAAACGAAGAGCAGACGGUGAAGGAUGUUUUCAAUUUAGACGUUAUUUGCUAUUGCAAUUUGUUUUUCAAUACUGGAAUGGGUAUUUGCACAUUUAUUGUAUGGAUCAAAACAUUUAAAUACAUUCAACUUAAUAAAAUUAUGUAUCAAUUCAGUUCAACUUUCAAAAAGUGUGCUGAAAGUUUAUUUGGAUUUAUGAUUAUGUUUGGAAUUGCCUUUGUUGCUUAUGCGGGUCUAUCAGUCCUAUUAUUUGGAACAAAUCAUGCUGACUUUCGUGAUUUUUCAACUGCUUUGAUGACUAUGAUGCGCAUGAUUCUAGGAGACCUUUUUUAUUCUGAGAUAGAAGAAGCCAGUCCUAUACUUGGUCCUAUAUAUUUUUUGUCUUAUAUUUUGUUCGUAUUUUUCAUACUUUUGAAUAUGUUUUUAGCCAUAAUAAAUGAUACGUUUUCAGAAGUAAAAACUGAAACAACUAUAGAAGACUCUACAGGGUUUAAAGAAUUCAAGAAGAAAUUACUUUUGAUAUUUGAGAAUAGCAAUUUUGCCUCCAACAUAAAAACGACGAGUUCUUCGAAGGAUGAAAGAGAUGAGGAUUAUUAUGGAAAAAAUGAUGUUGUCAAUUCGAUUACAGUCAAUAAACAAGGACUUCAACUAACUUAUGAGGAUAUCAUUACCAUUUCUGACUGGUGGUCAUUUGCAGAAACGACAUUUAUUGAUGGAAUUAGCCAAAUUGAAGAAAAAAUGUUAUUGAUGAAUGUAUCUACUGAUGGAAAUGUACUUUUCGGAACCCCAAGGUUGAGACAAAUAAGAGUAAAAAGUGAACCGUGUAAAAUUGAUAAAAUUCUCCAAAAUAAUUUCGAAGCGUGCUUUGGUCCGUAUAUGAGGAGCAGAGAAGAUCAUUCGCCAUUUCUUAAUAAAACGCAUUCUUCACAAACCGAAGCCAACACCUAUGAAGUUUCAGGAACAAUAACUAACUAUCAUGGAGGUGGUUACAUUGAGUUGCUAGAUCUUCAUAGAGAAGAAAACGAAAAUAUAUUAGAUCAACUAAGAAAUGCAUCUUGGGUAGACGCAGCAACAAGAGUAAUUGUCAUAGAAUUCGUAUUAUAUAAUUCCAAUGUCAACAUUUUUUGCAAUGCAAAGUUUUUAGCUGAAAUUUCGCCUACUGGUGGUGUAGUCACAUCGAACCAGCUUCAAGCUCUAAGAUACUUUGCUUUGUGGAACCAUGGAGGAUAUUUUGUUAUGGCAUGUUCAUUAGUGUUUAUUGGAUUGGUAAUUUAUUAUGCAGUUACAAUGACUUCAGGAGCUGUUGUAAAAGGCUUUGCGGAGAUAUAUAAAUCAUUGUUUAAUAUUUUACAAGUCUUAGUGUUGCUGAUUGCUUGCAGUACUGUUAUAUACGUAGCUUGGCACACGUUUUUUAUAAAAUCGAUGUUGAAAAGAUAUGAUCAGGAAAAUAAUCAAUUUAUCAGCUUAGAUAUAAUUUGCUAUUGGAACGGUAAAUUUAUAGACUUAAUGGGAGUCUGCGUUUUUAUUGUUUGGAUUCAAGUAUUCAAAUACGUUAAAUUUAACAAAACUAUGAUGCAAUUCAGUACCACUCUUCAAAGGUGCGCAAAAGAUCUUUUAGGAUUCAGUAUUAUGUUCGCUAUCAUUUUUGCUGCUUUUGCGCUUUUGGCAACUAUGGUUUUUGGAGCAGUGCAUUCAGGUUUCUGUACGUUUUCGGAAGCUGUUCUUACACUCAUGCGAACGGUUUUAGGCGAUUUUGAUUUUGAGAAAUUGGAAGCAGCCAAUCGAUUUCUCGGACCAAUUUUUUUUGUCUCAUUCAUAUUAUUUGUAUUUUUUAUAUUGAUGAACAUGUUUUUGGCAAUUAUAAACGAUACUUAUUCGGAUGUGAAAUCAGACACCACCGAUGGAAGUGAAAAUCAAUUGAAAAUUGAUGAAGAAGAACCUAAAGUGUCGCCAAUUACCAAUCAACUGAAUAAUAUGUCUUACGAGGAUCAGGAAUUGAAAAAAUUUAAUUCAAUAAUUGAUAAAUAUUUUGAAGUUAUUUCUACCAACACUGAUGAUGAUAAUGUUAAAGACUCCUUAGGAGUUCGUGUAACAAUUUUAGAAGAAAAGAUGGAAAAAAUACUGUCAUAUCUAAGUGAAAUUUUAAAAAGCGAAUAAGAAAGCCACUAUAAAGUGAAGUUUGAUAAAGUUUAUUUAUAUCAAAUUAUUGUUAAAUGAAAAUAAACCCUUACUCCCACUUACUGAUAAAAAAUAGUUAUGAAUGUUAAUUUAUUUUCGAAAUUAUUAUUGAGAUGUCAAAAUCUUAAGAAAUACGAAAAAAUAAAUUCA
Messenger RNA from Eupeodes corollae, 3451 nucleotides. RefSeq lists its product as uncharacterized. The record is from RefSeq and is a predicted model, not a curated record. Bases 98 to 3280 code for a protein of 1060 amino acids. The transcript has 15 exons. Gene Ontology annotation, molecular function: calcium channel activity; calcium ion binding. Gene Ontology annotation, cellular component: membrane. Gene Ontology annotation, biological process: detection of mechanical stimulus. Lineage: Eukaryota; Metazoa; Arthropoda; Insecta; Diptera; Syrphidae.